Leucoraja erinaceus (little skate) is the source of this 4607-nucleotide messenger RNA. Its product is annotated as kalirin-like. Gene Ontology annotation, biological process: intracellular signal transduction; axon guidance. Gene Ontology annotation, cellular component: postsynaptic density; cytoplasm. Gene Ontology annotation, molecular function: guanyl-nucleotide exchange factor activity. The record is from RefSeq and is a predicted model, not a curated record. NCBI's taxonomy places the organism in Eukaryota, Metazoa, Chordata, Chondrichthyes, Rajiformes, Rajidae. The coding region runs from base 260 to 1303 and encodes 347 amino acids. The transcript has 12 exons.
UGCCUUGCCCUGAUAAAUAUUAUUUGCAAUUCGUUCAUAAGACAACCCAUAUCAUUUUACACAUUCCCUCCUAUUUCCCAGUGGCUAUUUUAAAACGACACUGCGGAAAUACUCCAAUUGCUCCCUCCUUUGUAUCUGAAGACCAAACAUUGACUGGAAAAUUUGUAGUUGACUGUGUAUAGACCGUGAGAUUGGACUUGGCUCUGGAAUCACAUUGUUAUUUCUUUACUAACCAAAAGAUUUCUGCAGUUUGAAUUCAAUGAAUUCCCCAGUGCCACCCAGUAAAGAUGAUGAAGAAACACAGGCCAAAGCAGUUAAAGGCAGAAAUUAUGUCCUGAAUGAACUUAUUGAAACGGAGAAAAUUUAUGUGAAAGACUUGGGAGCUGUAGUAGAGGGCUACAUGAAAAAAAUUGAAGAAAAGGGAGUUCCAGAUGAUAUGAAAGGAAAAGAUAAGAUCAUUUUUGGAAAUAUUCAUCAGAUCUAUGACUGGCACAAGACUUAUUUCUUGGGAGAAUUGGAAAAAUGCCUCGAGGAGCCAGACUAUUUGGCAAAACUCUUCAUCAAGCAUGAAAGGCGCUUGGGAAUGUAUGUGGGGUACUGCCAAAAUAAGCCAACAUCUGAGUACAUUUUGGUUGAAAAUGAUGCCUACUUUGAGGAACUAAAACUGGAUUUGGAUGAGACGUUUAGCCUGAGUGACUAUCUCAUCAAACCCGUUCAGAGAAUAACUAAGUACCAACUUUUGCUUAAGGAUUUCUAUAAAUACAGUGAGAAAGCUGGUUUCGACACUUCAGAGAUUGUGAAAGCAGUCGGUGUGAUGCACCUUGUGCCAAAACGCUGCAAUGACAUGAUGAAUUUGGGAAGACUUGAAGGAUUUAAUGGUAAGCUCACUGCACAGGGCCAGUUGCUGCAACAAGAUACCUUUCUUGUAACUGAGCAGGAUUCUGGAGUUCUGCACCGAAACAAGGAACGACGAGUCUUUCUCUUUGAGCAGAUUUUAAUCUUCAGUGAACUGCUGAACAGGAGUUCCUCAACACCAAGGUAUAAUUUCAAGAAGAGCAUAAAGAUGAAUAAGCUAAACAUUGAGAGCAAUGUGAACAACGAACUUUGCAAAUUCGCUCUGACCGCCACUGGAAGCACUGAGCGCUUGAUCUUAGAGGCAGCGAACAGAGAAAUCUAUGAAGCUUGGGUUUGUGAUAUCAACAAAGCACUUGACCUUCAAAAUAAUUUGUUGAAUGCAUUGCAAUCACCAGUCGAGUACCAGAGAAAACUGACUCCAAAUCAUUUCAGCAUAAAACCAAAAUGAAAAUAUUAUUCCAACCCAACUUGCACCCUGGACUCCUGAAUGCCUUGAUAAGUAAUAAUACAAUAUAUAUGAGCAAAGCAAGCCACCUGAAUAUGUUUCAACCUAAUAUCAAUAGUCAUAACAUAACUGGUGUUCCCCACCACUACUAUCAUGCAGGAUGGUAGAAUUAACCAUUAGGCAGGCUGUAUUUUUACCGUUUAACAUUAAUAUGAAGCAUCUCAAGUAAAUUAUGAUAUAUUUUGACAUUAUUAUAUAUUUGCAUCAUUAGUAAUUCUCAGAUCUCACCAAGGUUAAAAGACAAUCAGGUAAAUACAUCUCUUACAUUGAUUACAUUUACCAACGAUUCAAAUUUCAAUUUGUUUAUGUUAAAAUGUUCUUAUUUCUAAUCAUUCAACAUCACAUUCUUAUUUUUUCCAACAGUUUUGUUGCAAAACAAAAUUGGUUUGAGAAUUGUUUAAUGAGUUGAAUUACCCCCAAUUACAUCACUAAUUUGUAACUUUUAAAUUAUCUUGUAUGAGGCAGUGAGUGCAUAGUUAUAAGGUCCGUGAAACAAACACGCUGGUUUGUAGGUUAAUUGGCCACUGUAAAUCGCAAAAAGGAUAACAUGGAACUAGUGUGAACAGGUUCCGUCCAUGGCUGGUGUGGAAUCGGUGGGCCGAAUGGUCUGUUUCCAUGCUGUAUUUUGCAAAACAAAAACACGCUUAAUCAUGGGAGUUAUUGUCCUUUAUUUGAUGGUCUUUUCCAUACAAAUUUAAAGAGAAGAAUGACCCAGGCCCUUCCAUCACAGAUCUUACAAUCCAAGCACUAUUCAAGAGAUACUUACAUUGCUUGAUUUGGAAGUUAUUUAAAACCGUCAGCAUUAACAUAUUAACUUCUUUACCAAAAUUCACUAAGUUCACAAAUGUUAUUGCAAAAUUACCAUGUCGCAAUAACAUUUGUGAACUUAGUGAAUUUUGGUAAAGAGGUUUGUAUAGAAGCAACUUGAGCCAGCAUAUGUAUGAAUUACUUUUUAAUUCUGUAAAAGUUAUACAAAUAUGGCAAAACUAAGUUAUUGUGUGCUAUAUGCUAGCCAAAUUAAAAAAAUAAAUGUUUACCCAUAAUGCACUGAAAUGAUAGAACAGAUUAAAUACAAUUUAAUUGUAAUUAAUAAAUUCAAUAUUUUAACAAAUAUGGAAAAUUAUUGAAACAUGUAUCUGUACUGUCUUAAUGGUGAGAAUCUCAGAUAAACAAAGUAUUUGGCCAACUUGCCAAAAUAAUUGCCAGUAAGUGUGCAGCCAUUUCCAGUGCUUGUCUGGUAUAAUUACAUUUGUUUCAUGUCUCAAAACUGACCUCUAGUGGACAAAAUGGGCUUUUUUGUUUUUUGAAGUCAAUGAAAUUAAUGUUAUGGAUUCAGAUGAAUAAAUGUAGUUAGUUGCAUUAUUGAAAUCUUUGAUUACAUUAGAAAUUGCUUGCUGUUUAAUUGUUGACAUAAGUAUGCAGCACAGUGUGUUUCACAGAUAUAGUCAAUGCUAUUUCCUGAAAAAACAUUGAUAUUCCAAGCAAAGAAAGCAAGAGUAAGUCACCAAGAAAAUGACUGAAAAAUGUUACAAUAGAGCUCAACUCUGUGGUACAACUUCUUGAUGGCAAAUCCAUGUCUGAAUGUAACCUACAGCUAUUGAUAGAAUACUAUUGCAGUUAACAAUACUAUUUAUAUAAGAAGGGUCUCAACCUGAAACGUCACCCAUUCCUUCUCUCCAGAGAUGCUGCCUGUCCCGCUGAGUUACUCCAACAUUCUGUGCCUACCUUCGAUUUAAACCUGCAUGAGUAGUUCUUUCCGACACUAUUUAAAUAACAUAUAGUUAUGGUUGAUUUUUCCUUUCCUGAGAGAAAGUAUUUCAUAAAAGGAACAAAAAAAAACCCCAUGCAAGUAAAUCCUUCUGUGAAUCCCAUUUUCAUUCUUAAAACAUAUAUAUAUAAUAUGGAAUAGAACAAUGGAAGAUAUUCCAACCAAGAUUAUUACAGUGUACUCAGCUUUCAGAGGUUUUCAAUAAUUGCUGGGAAAUGAGUGCAGGGAUGUGGGCAGAGUUAAGGAAGAGAUGAAGGGGUCACCUGCUAAGACAGAGAAAAUACCCCAAAUAGAUAAGGGAAACAAAGAGGUGGGGAAAAUGUACAAAAAAACUGCACUGUCCUUGAGUUAGUUGGAAUGACUGUAUCCAGUGGUAAUCAUUGAAAAAAUGGUGAGAAAUAAUUUGCAUGAAACAAAGAAAAAAUAGCAGUUAAGGCACUGCCAGUUUACAAGUCUUGAUUCUGGUUGCCAUUUGUCAAAUAAAAAAAAUGUAACGAGAAAAAAUAUUGGAAAAUGGCAACAUUUUAUAACUGAAUAAAAUCAAUACCUUCACUUUGGCUUCAGGGCCUAAUAGGAGUAUUGUGAUUAGAACAUUUGUCUUUAAAGUAAUUUGGGAAAAUGUCCUUCAAUUUCUAAAGUUUAUGCAUGACAUUUUUCAAAGCAUAUCCUUUCCACAAUACCUUCCUCUAGGAUGUUCUUACAUUGACCUUUGAAGUCUAAUGUCCUACUGUAACUGUCAAGCCUGAACCCUGUACACCAGCUGCCCUGCUAUUGCUGCCCUACACUGUACAAGAGUUCCCUAGCUCUUGCAAAUCAUCUCCCAUAUGGUAGAUAGACACAAAAUGCUGGAGUAACUCAGUGGCACAGGCAGAAUCAAUGGAUAUAAGGAAUAGGUGACAUUUCGGGUCGAGAUUCUUCAUAAGGGUCUCAACCCAAAACAUCACCCAUUCCUUCUCUCCAGAGAUGCUGCCUGUCCCGCUGAGUUACUCCAGCAUUUUGUGUCUAUCUUCAGUGUAAACCAGCAUUUGCAGUUCCUUUCUACAUAUCUCCCAUAUGCUUUCUGGUAAUAAAUUAAUUAUAUAAAUCCAACAUUUUUAAAAAGUAUAUUUUAAAUAACAGAAUCCAACAUGAUAAAUAACCAUCGUAACAGGAUGACAAAUACAUAAAUGAAUGUCGCAAGAUACCAUUAAUAAUCUACCUGUAUACUUUACAAGGCUUCAUUCUAUUUUUUUGUAGCACGGUAAAAGUAACAUCACCAGCCCCCAUUGUGUAGAGAUGAGCAAGAACGUCUGAGACAAAUAUAACAUUGAAAAAUGAAAACCGUAGACUCUUGUUCCAUUCACUGAAAAUGUUUUCUAACUAUGUUACAUGAUCACUCUGUUCUCUUUGUGCACGUCGGUUUGAUUGCAUUAGUCGAAACAGGGUGGACCACGUGAAGAUUGCAAUCUUGCCCUGCAAGACUGCGGACCUCCACACCAU